Messenger RNA from Scomber scombrus (Atlantic mackerel), 7414 nucleotides. RefSeq names its product inactive phospholipase C-like protein 2. The record is from RefSeq and is a predicted model, not a curated record. Bases 284 to 3616 code for a protein of 1110 amino acids. The transcript has 7 exons. Gene Ontology annotation, biological process: intracellular signal transduction; lipid metabolic process. NCBI's taxonomy places the organism in Eukaryota, Metazoa, Chordata, Actinopteri, Scombriformes, Scombridae. Gene Ontology annotation, molecular function: phosphatidylinositol-4,5-bisphosphate phospholipase C activity.
CUCGAUAUGACCGAGCACAAUGCACGGAGCAAGCCUCUCCUCUGUCUGUAGGAACCUGACAGAUAUGUGCAACCAGAGAUGAUAUGACAGGAUUUCGUGCAAAUGUUAAAACGAGGCAAUAGGCCAGGCAGGAAAUUGGAGUAAAGCUGAAAACAUACGGCUUUGCUACCCAAGCAGCUUGCCAGGGUGCGUGUAUGUGUAUGUGAGUGUGUGUAUAUAUAUGUGUGUGUGUAUAUAUGUGAGUGUGUGUAUGUGAGAGAGAGAGUGUGUGUUGGAAGUGCCUAUGGCGGAGUUUGGGGACGACGGCAGCCUGCCUCCAUUGAAUCUUGGGGAUACGACCGUGCCCAGCGACGAGGCAGCUGGCAAGACGCAUUGCGAAGUGUCGGUCUUGAAUGGAGACUGUGGGAUAUCACAAAAUAUGGUCGGUUCAGGCUCCUUCGCCGCACCUUGUAGCCAAGCCGGGGUGGAAACCGCCAACACCUCUGCCGGAUUGGAUGCCAAAUCUGAAAUACCACGCAGGAGCAGCAUUAUCAAGGAUGGCUCAAGACAGCGUAAAGAACGAAAGAAGACAGUAUCAUUCAGCAGCAUGCCAACUGAGAAGAAAAUCAGCAGUGCGAGCGACUGUAUCAGUGCAAUGGUGGACGGCUCCGAGCUGAAGAAAGUGCGAUCCAACUCACGCAUUUACCACCGCUACUUUCUCCUUGAUGCCGAUAUGCAGUCUUUGAGAUGGGAGCCCUCAAAGAAGGAAUCAGAAAAGGCCAAAAUUGAUGUAAAAUCCAUAAAGGAGGUUCGGACAGGGAAAAAUACAGACAUGUUUAGAACUAAUGGAACCUAUGAUCAGAUAUCAGAAGACUGCGCUUUCUCAAUCAUCUUUGGGGAGAACUAUGAGUCCCUAGACCUGGUGGCCAACACUGCAGAUGUAGCCAACAUAUGGAUCACAGGACUGAGGUACCUGAUCUCCUAUGGGAAACAUACUUUAAAUAUGAUCGAGAGCAGUCAGAACAACAUGCGCUCAUCUUGGCUUGGGGAACUUUUUGACGAAGCCGACAGUAGCAACAGCAAACAGAUAACAAUAUGUGCUGCUGUGCAGCUAGUCAAAAAGUUGAACCCAGGACUUAAAAAUGUGAAAAUAGAACUGAAGUUCAAAGAGAUUCACAAAGCUAAGGACAAAGUAGGUUCUGAUGUGACAAAAGAAGAGUUCAUUGAGGUCUUUCAUGAUCUUUGCACCAGACCAGAAAUAUACUUUCUCUUUGUUCAGUUCUCUAGUAACAAAGAGUUUCUGGAUACCAAGGACUUAAUGAUAUUUCUGGAGGCAGAGCAGGGUAUGGCACAAGUCAGUGAAGACACCAGCUUAGAGGUGAUCCAGAAGUAUGAACCGUCUAAAGAGGGCCAGCUCAAAGGUUGGCUAUCUCUUGAUGGGUUUACCAACUAUCUUAUGUCUCCAGAGUGCCACAUAUUUGAUCCUGAACACAAAACAGUAUGUCAAGACAUGAACCAGCCGUUGUCCCACUAUUACAUCAAUGCAUCCCACAACACAUACCUGAUAGAAGAUCAGUUCAGAGGUCCCUCUGAUGUGACAGGGUAUAUCCGUGCCCUCAAGAUGGGCUGUCGCAGUGUAGAGCUGGACGUGUGGGAUGGGCCUGAUAACGAACCCGUUAUUUACACUGGUCACACGAUGACCUCACAGAUUGUUUUUCGGAGCGUCAUUGACGUCAUCAACAAGUAUGCUUUCGUUGCAUCUGACUUUCCACUGAUACUAUGUUUAGAAAACCAUUGCUCUUUAAAGCAGCAGAGAGUCAUGUUUCAACACCUGAGGAAGAUCCUUGGCGAUAAAAUCAACAUAGAUGUUCCUAAACCUGAGGACUGCUACCUCCCCUCUCCCUCUGAACUGAAGGGAAAGAUCCUGCUGAAGGGUAAGAAACUGAGCACAAACUGCACUGCUUCAGAAGGCGAAGUAACAGAUGAGGAUGAAGGGGCAGAGAUGUCUCAAAGGAUGAGCAUUGAGUCUGCAGAACAACAGACUAUCGCACCCAAGAAAUUUCAGCUGUCAAAGGACCUCUCUGAUCUGGUCACCUUGUGCAAGUCUGUUGAGUUCAAAGACUUCCCAACAUCUUUCCAAAGCCAGAAGCACUGGGAGCUUUGCUCUUUCAAUGAAGUCUUUGCCAGUCGCUGUGCCACUGACUACCCAGGGGACUUUGUUAACUACAACAAGAAGUUCCUAGCACGAGUUUACCCUAGCCCCAUGCGCAUCGACUCCAGCAACAUGAAUCCACAAGAUUUCUGGAAGUGUGGUUGCCAGAUUGUGGCAAUGAACUACCAGACGCCUGGCCUGAUGAUGGAUUUAAACAUCGGCUGGUUCCGUCAGAAUGGGAACUGUGGUUAUGUGCUGCGUCCAGCAAUCAUGAGAGAGCACGUUUCAUACUUUAGUGCAAACACUAAAGAUUCAGUGCCUGGUGUUUCUCCACAGCUCUUACACAUCAAAAUCAUCAGUGGACAAAACUUCCCCAAACCCAAAGGCUCAGGUGCCAAGGGGGACGUAGUGGACCCUUAUGUAUACGUGGAAAUACAUGGCAUUCCUGCUGACUGUGCUGAGCAAAGGACUAAAACUGUUAACCAGAAUGGGGACAACCCUCUGUUUGAUGAGAGCUUUGAGUUUCAGAUAAAUCUGCCAGAACUUGUGAUGGUACGCUUUGUGGUGCUGGAUGACGACUACAUUGGUGAUGAAUUCAUCGGCCAAUAUACGAUUCCCUUUGAGUGUCUCCAGCCAGGUUUCCGCCACAUACCGUUACAGUCUCUGACAGGAGAAGUUCUGCCACACACCUGGGUGUUUGUUCAUGUGGCCAUAACCAAUCGGAGGGGAGGUGGCAAACCACACAAAAGGGGACUGUCUGUAAGAAAGGGAAAGAGGAGUCGAGAGUAUGCCAGCAUGAGAGUGCUAUUGGUCAAGGCUGUGGAUGAUGUCUUCAAAACAGCCCUGCUGCCACUGAGGGAAGCCACAGACUUCAGAGAAAACAUGCAGAAUGCCAUAGUGUCCUUUAAAGAGCUGUGCGGCCUGUCAGCAGUGGCUAACCUGAAGCAGUGCAUCUUGGCCCUGUCCCCUCGCCUGACCGGAUCCGACAGCAGCCCCAUUUUGCUGUUCAACCUCAUUGACCAGUACCCUACCUUGGAGCCCCAAGGCCUGCUACCAGAGGUCCUCAAGAAAGUCGUCACCACUUAUGACAUGGUGAUCCAGACCAGCAAGGCUCUGCUGGAGAACUACAAAGGGGUGUAUGACAGGAUACUACAAACCCAAAAAGCAGCGAUGGAAUUUCACGAGAACCUGUACGACUUGGCUGUGAAGGAAGGGUUGAAGGGCAGGAAGUUGCACAAGGCGGUGGAGAGCUUCACGUGGAACAUCACCAUCCUGAAGGGCCAGGCGGAUCUACUGAAGCACGCCAAGAGUGAAGUCCAGGAGAACCUGAAGCAGAUCCACUACGCCGCACUCACCUGUAACCUGAGUAAAGGCGGAGCAGUGAGCAGCUCCUCCAGCUCCUCCGACUCCAAGGGCAGACGCAGCCUGGAGGCCAUUCCCGAAAAGGCCACCGGGGAGGACGAGCUUACCGAUGAGGACAACUAAAGACCCUAUAUACACCUGGUGCUCCUCUGGGCACCUACGUUCAGACCUCUUCUCUGUUCCUGCCUCCUGAGUUCAAAAACCCAAAGCUCUCUCUUCUCUUCCAUCCUUCAUCGCUGUGUGUCUUUACUCCAGCAUCAUUGCUACACACACACACACACACACAGCAGUGUAUCUCCACAUUCCACCGAGUACAUUUCUACAUCCAGAGCACAGCUGUAACGUCUCACAGACUUCAAUGAAAUGCCACCACAGUAUCCAGGGACACAUCCAGGGACGCAUCCUGCCCCAGAUCAGAUCUCAUUACACUCUCACUGAAGGUUUGUCAAGUCUUAACAUGUUCAGGUGUUUUACUGAAAGCUUUAAAACACCUGCUGCACAUCUGCUGCUGCCUUGGCAUUUAUAGGCAGAUGUAAUAUUUACUAAAAAUCUUAACCUGCAAAAAAAACCCAGAGAGAAUAUGUAGAAGCGCUGAUAUUCUGAUAGUAGAAUGCCUUUUAGUAAUUGUCUGCCCCCCUCUGACAUGAAUCAAUCACUUUAGAUCACAGUGGAUUUGUCACCCUUCAUCAUUCUGACGAUGUUUUCUCAUUUCCUGGGGUGAGCUGGGAGAGCCGAGUGAACGACCAGCCACGUGACCGUUUUAAGACAAUUGACCUUACUGCUCAGAGACAGUUCACUUCUACUCAGCGGACCCGAGGAGACAAAAGAUUUUAAAAAACAGCCCUUGGAUUGUUGUAAGAGAUUUCUUAAAGCACAAUUUUUGGAGCUAUAAAUGUAAGAAAGGACAGAGGGAGAACAAGAAGGAAACGGAAAGUAAGAAGGAGAGGAGAAAAGGUGAUGAAUGAGAGUAGAGUUGUUUACAAUACUGAACUUGUCCAUGUUCUUGUCUGCCAAAAUAGUAUAAUAUACUAUGUGUAUAUAUGGAGUUUCCUGUUACCUUUUUUCUGCAGAGUGCAUCAUUUUAUUAUUGUAUACUUGGAAAUAAGAUUUAUUUUAUAAAAGAUAUAUGAACAUGUCUGUGGAGAAGAAAAAGAACUACAAAGUUUUAUUUGCCUGUAGAUAUCCAAUAACGAGGGUUUGUCACUGAGAAGAAGAAGAAGAAAAGUGGUGUCCGAGCUUUUCCGUCCCUCCCUGCGGACGGAGAGCUCACACGUGUCGACACAGAAGGACAAAUAGCAGAAUGUAUUCAUACCGUUUGUUGUGUAGAAAAAACAACAGCAAAAGUCUCAAAUAUCACAACCAGCAACUGCAUGAUGAGAAGGAGCUACAAACUGGAUGCUGAAUAACAACAACAAGACAAAAAAGGCAUUUUGGACGUUGACACAUUUUCAUAUCUGAGCAUUCUUAUUUGGGGAUAUGUUAAGUUUUUAUUUUUGUGGCAUGAUCCUCUCGUUUCAGCUUACUCACAUCAUGCUGAGUACCAAAAAUUUAAAGAAAGUGAAGAAAAAGUGUUGUUUGUUGUUUUUUUUCUUCAGAUUUGCUCCCAGCCAGCUCUGCCUGGUAAAGAAACUAAUUCUCUUGUUCACUUGUCCAUUUAUUGACUGAUUUGAUGCUUCUCACAGGAAACCAGCGUGAUGCGACUGCAGACUCUGAAAGGGAGGUCAUGUCCAAAAAAAACCAACAAAGACUUACAAUUCAGUUUUAAUUGUGCAGUCAAAGCUGUUACUCGUAUAAAGACGUGUUUCCUUGUCCAAUAUUUACGGGCUCUGCUGUGUUUCAUCUUGUGGUCACAGUCACACUGUUCGAUGCCAAGUGCAGGUCGUCUGUUUAAAGUAUCCUCACUCUCUCUCACUAUGCUUCGGGAUCUUGUCUAACUGUGCAGGAUUAACAUGUUUUGGACAACUCUAGCGGUUCCUGUUCUGCCCCACAAAUCAAGACUUCAAUGACUAAACUCAAACUCAGGUCUGGUGAGAUAGCUGAAAAGGAGAAUUGACUUCAGAGUGAUAAUAGCUUCAUAACCAUCCCUGCCUAUGAUGUUUAAUCCGCAUUUCCCCUGUGAUUUAAUUGUGCCUCAUUACAGCCGACUAAAACCUACUGCAGGAAGUACAGUAGGAAGUGAGAAAAUAGUUUUUUAAGACGCCUUCACCACAUGCUGCUUCAGUAGUUCACUUGCUUAACAGUCUAUAAUUGUGUCUUUUAAUCCAAAUCUUAGUUUAGAAAAUAAGUUAUAUUAAUUAAAUAAUUAUCUACUGAUUGGACAAAGAAUACCUGAAAAUGUUAAAACGUUAUAGGGUCAGUGACAGAUAAGGGUUGGUAAGAUGAGCAAUUCAAAAAUAUCUCAAAAAAUGGUCUUAAAAGCAGCAUCAGGUUUGUUAAAAUGUGCAUUUUGUAUUUUUGUUGGUUUUAUGUCAUUUGAAAUGACUUUUGCACUGUUUUUUUUUUUUUUUUAACCAAAAGUAAGACUGAAUGCUCCUGAAAAUGUCCAAUGGUGUAAAAACAAAAGAAUGAUAAAUAUUAAAUAUUUCAUCCACCUACAUUGUAUGCCAAACUAGUUGAUAUGGUGUUUUAUUGAGAAUUUAGCUCCUCUAAUCCUCUAAUAUAUUCUCUCAAAAUGGAUUAAAAGCAGAAAUUUGAUGCUGGGUCCACAAGAAAAGAAUGUGUGCAAGUUAUUCAUACGUAUGUUUAUUUUCAAAUUUGAACCCAUUUUAACUUUGACUAAACCACAUGGACACAAAAAAAUGUCACUGACCCUAUAAUCUUAACAUGAUCUGAAGUCUGAAGUGUAUAAAUAGGGCUGAAUGAUUUGAGGAAAACUGCAGUUUUUCUUUACUAUUACAAUCUUUUUAUAUGAAUAGACUGACUGAAACAUGCAGGUGCUUAUUGCUGAGGUGCUCCCAAUGUUAUUUUUUUUUAAGUCAGUCAGAGGAAAGUCAACUUAAUUUAACUCGCUCAGUUCCCAAUGGAAAAACUACAUUGGCAGAACUACUUUUUUUCUUGAUAACAGCUACAUCUUCCAGUUGUGGUAAUAAACUACUGGUGAUGAUUAGAGCUGUAACGAGUCCAUCAACAGAAAAUAAUCUGCUAUUUUGAUAGUCGAUUAAUUAAUACUGUAACAAAAAUAACCUGGUUCCCGUUUCUAUAAAUGUGGAAAUUUGCAGUUUUUUCUUCAACAUAUGUGUCACUCAACUGAAUAUUUUAAGAUUUUGUGCUGUUAGUUGGACUCAACAAAAAAAUUAAAAGUCACUAUAGUUUAAUAAAUCUAUACCAGCUGAUCAUGUAGAUGUUUUUUUGCCCAGAGUGGUACAUCUGCUUCAAGUAAAACCUCUUUGGCUGAGUAAAUAAUAGAGACCUUGCAUGUUUGGAGCAUUUUAACCAGACAACUUGCCAACUCACUAAAUUAACGUAAAUUAACUCUGGAGUAAAUCUUUACUCAAGUGAUGAAAUCAACAGUCACACAACGCCUCCACUUUUUUCCCGUUUCAGCUUGUUAAGGCACCUUUUAUACUGUAAGUACAGCUCUUUUCCCCAUCUUUAACACUGUGUUUAGCACUCUGUUCAGCCCAAUGUAGAAACUAGAACCAAAAAUACAAAAAAACAAAAUCAUUAGCCUUAAAAAAAACAUGCAUUUUCAACAUGUUUCUCCUACAGCCUUUACUUUUUCCUCUUCAGUGCUGAAAAUGUGCUCUUAAGUUUUAAAUGCUGUCCGCUCCUCCUCCAGAUCGCACGACAAGACAAAAUAACAAACAAAAAAACCUAACAAAAAAAAAAGGAUGUCGUCUCCGAAUUUCAGUGCUGUGACAGUCGACGUAUUUAUAAUUGUUGAGAGGAUUGAAAAAAAAAAAAAGAUGCGGUUUAACUGUU